UAUGACUCAAAAAAUCCAAAAGUUUGUGGAGGCAAUCAAAAAUCGGAAUUUAUCCAAUUUCCAUCAUGAUUUUCUUUCGAUUCUCGUAAUUCCCUCUUUCUGUUAACCUCCUUCUGCUUUGCGAGUACGAUAUCUUGAGAGACGGCUAAUCUGCGGAACGGUAGUCGCGGAGUCGAUCAUCUGUUUCCUGUACUGAUGUUGUAAUUUACGCGUGCUGCGACACGUUGUAAUUAUCACCGUCGGAUUGUCAAUCAUUCUACGCAUGAUCUUCCUCAUUAUGUGAUAUCGCCUCUUGGAAAAAAGAUGUUGGAUCCAUCGGCGAGCCCCACGACCAGCAAGAAGCAGGCAGCCUGGAAGAGUUUCUGGAAUUUUAAUUUAAAACUGGGCUCACGCGACGCGCGCCAGUCCGUGCUGAGCUACGAUGAUGCUGUCAAGCGCAUCAAUCAGAACGAUCUACACCGGCUGAAGAAGGCCUUCCGCAAGGAUGCCGUGGGGGAUUACCUGCCCAAGGACAUCUUCCUGACGCGCGUCCUGGGCGACGCCGUGCCGCUGCGCCUGGCCGAGUCCAUGUACGCCGCCUUCGGCGGCACGCAGCGCGGCGUCUCCCUGAAGGAGCUGGUGGCGGGGUUGGUGCUGUUGUCGUGCGGCACGCAGGAGGAGAAGCUGCACCUGCUCUUCCAUCUGUGUGCCGGCGGCGCACAGACCAUGCCCAUCAGCGAUCUCAUCGCCAUCAUCAAGACCUCGGAGGACGGCACCAUUCCCGAGCACCUGGUCCACGCCUUCGCCGCCCAUUCCACCAUCACCGCCGAGCAGUUCCGGGUGUGGAUUGCGCAGUACUGGAACAGCAUGUCCCUUACAAAAUGGCUGCUGGAGAACGAUUUCAAGCCGGAACUGGUCUCCGAACCGGGCCACAACGAAAUCCCCACCUUCUACCAGACCCUCGCCGGCGUCACCCACCUGGAAGAGAAAGACAUCUUCGAACUAGAACGCUUCUACGAAUCCACCCGAAACCUGCGCUCCAACCACGGCCGCUACGACGUGUCCCUCUUCGCCAGCCUGGUCAGCCCGCCCCUAUCCAGCGGCAUCGUCGUCAACCUCUUCCAGGCCUUCGACGAGAACGGCGACGGCCAUCUGGACCUCAAGGAGAUCGUCUGCGGCGUGUCGGCCUGCUGCCGGGGUCCGGCGGCCGAGCAGCAGAAGUUCUGCUACAAGGUGUUCGAUAUCCGCCGGAAACGCCAGUUGUCCCUGGAUGAGAUCGUCAAGAUGCUGUCGGUGCUGAUGGGCGUGGAUGAGGAUAGUCCGCGCAAGACGGACGGCGAGCAGCUGAAGUAUGUGGCCGAGGAUAUCCUGGAUCAUUAUGCGGAGAACGGACUGCGGGCGCUGACGUUGGAUGGGUUUUUGGUGUGGGCGUUGAAGACCAAUAUGACGGCGCGGUUUAUGCGGAUACUCUUCCAGGUGUGCCAUAUCGUCCUCGGGUUGCGACCGCAGACGCGGGACGAAGAGUUGGCCUGUGUGAUUGAAUGGCUGCAGCGGGAUGGCCGGCGGCAGAAGAACGUCGGGGAUGUGUACUACGUCGUGCCCAUGGACUGGUGGCGGGCGUGGCGACGCUUCGUCGAGGAUAUGUCGGGCAGUGAUUAUGUUUCCGAUACUGACACACUGCCCGGUCGGAAGAAAUCCAACGGUCUGAAUGACAGGCUGCAGGAACUAGUGACCAAGCUGCCGUCGCGGCAGGGUUCGCGGGCCGGAACGCCGACGCUGUCGCGCUCCUCCAGCACCAUGUCGGUGCAGGCCCGCCAUCCCGGCUCCAUCAACACGCAGUCGCUGCUCGUGGCCGAGAGCAAGUACAAGAGCCUGACGGACGAGGGCGGCGUGCUGAAGAAGCGCUCCGACGGCGGGCCGCUGCGGGAGAACGAGGACUACAUCCUGGUGUGUGAGGCCGUGUGGAAGGUGCUCAGUCUCUGGUACACGGUGAGCGGACCGGAAAUCCCGCGGCAGUGCGUGCAGUACGAGGACGGCGAGGUGGACGUGGACGUGCUGCUGGUGUGCCUGAAAGUGCUGAAGCACAAGAUCGUGGAGAUCAACCGGCCGUACAACUCCUACCCCUACGGCUCGGCCGUGGCCGGCUCGCACUUCGCCUACGUGGCCAACAACGGGGCCAGCCAGCGGACGAUGGUGGAGCGGAUGGUCUUCGCCACCGUCUGCUUCAGCGCCAUGGCCCGCUUUGCGGAGAUGCACGAGUGUCUGUGCCGGAAGCUGCGGCUGCCCGUGGACGACGUGCGGCUGUGGCUGUACCGCGACGAGAACGACAUGCUGCUGGUGGAGGAUGAGAGCGUCACGGUGGGAUUGCUCAACCUGAAGGACGGCGAUCAGAUCCUGCUGGAGACGCGGAAUAAGGAUUUAACCUGGCCGGAGGAGAUGACGUUCCUGCGCGAGGCCCGACGCACGCCGAUCGCGCGGGCGGGCUCCAUCAGCCGGGUGGAGGGGGGCUACGAGGAGGGCUGCUGCGGCCUGAACAAUCUGGGCAACACGUGCUUCAUGAACGCGGCGCUGCAGUGCAUCAGCCACAGCCAGCCGCUGACUUACUACUUCCGCCAGGGAUACCACGCCCGCGAACUGAACCGCCGCAAUCCCAUAGGCUACGGCGGGGUCAUUGCGGAGCGCUACGCGGAGCUGAUCGGGCAGUUGUGGAAUGGGAAGUUGCGGACGGUGGCGCCGCAUAAACUCCGCAUGUCCAUCGGCAAACACAAGCCCUCCUUCAACGGAUACCAGCAGCAUGAUUCGCAGGAGUUGCUGGCGUUCCUGUUGGACGGGCUGCACGAAGACCUGAACCGUGUGCAGGAGAAGCCGUACGUGGAGCUGAACGACUCGGAGGGCCGGCAGGACGAGGUGGUGGCGGCCGAGGCCUGGGAGAAUCAUCUGCGCCGAAACCAGAGCAUCAUCAUCGACUUGUUCCACGGCCUGCUCAAAUCGCGCGUCAAGUGCCUGACCUGCACCAAGGCCAGCGUCCGCUUCGACCCCUUCAGCGUGCUGUCGCUGCCGUUGCCGCUGGAUAAUCUGGUCUUCUGGGAGGUCUACAUGGCCAGAUGCAACGGCCAGGGCCCGAUCAAAUACGGCCUGCGCAUCGACCCCGAAUCCACCUUCGGCCAGCUACGCACGGCCUUCGCCGGCGUCAGCGGUCUGCACGUGGCCGACAUCAUCCCGGUGGAGAUCCACCAGGGCCUGGUGCGGCGCUACUUCAACGACACCGACAAGGUGCAGGGCUUCCUGCCGCGCCCCGACACCCGCCUCCUCAUGUACCAGCUGCCGCCGCACGCGGGCGGGGAGCCGGCCGAGGGCGGGGGCGGGGCGCAGCGCUGGGUGGUGGCGGUGCACCGGCGCAUGAUCCACAACGACAGCUACUACCUGGCCUGGGCCAAAGCCGUCCCCCGGACCUUCGGGCUGCCGGUGUUCGUCAUGUGCAGCGGGCGGACGACGCAGAGGGAGCUGUACGAGAACGUGUGGAUGCAGAUUAAACGUUUCAUCGGGCCGGAUACCGCGCAGACCGAGGACAGCAAUCAUGCUCAAGAAUGUGAUGCUCAGUGUCAGGAUUACUCCUUCGUCCUGAAGGUGGUGCGCGAGGACGGCUGCUGGUGCGGUGUGUGUCCGUGGUACCGGUUCUGUCGCGGCUGUCCGCUGGCCGUCAGCGACGAUCUCUUCCACUUCGUCAGCGGCACCCUGGUCAUCGACUGGGAGCCGCGCUUCUACCAUCUGCGCUACCAGGAAUGCCUCGAAUAUAUUGUGGAGGAGGACGACAGCGUGAAGCGGGCCCGUGCCGAGCAGGCGGAGCCGAUCAGUCUGGACAGCUGUCUGAAGGCCUUCACGCACGAGGAGGAGCUGGGCGCGGACGCCCUCUACCACUGCAGCAGCUGCCACAAACGCCAGCUGGCCUCCAAGCGCAUGCAGCUCUGGAAGCUCCCGCCCGUCCUGGCGGUGCAUUUCAAGCGCUUCCAGAAGGUGCGCGAGCACUGGGUGAAGUCGCACAAAGUGGUGACCUUCCCGCUGACGGAGCUGGACCUCUCCAACUACCUGGCGGCCCCCGACGCCCCCAUGACGCCGGUGCAGCCGGACCCCGAGGCGGCCGACACCCCGACGAAGCCGCCGCGGACCCCCGACACCCCGCCGGCCCCGGGGAUGAACGGGGAGGGCGAUGGGGACUCCAGUUUCUCCUCGGGGGUGUCCGGCGGCGCGCUGGAGGCGGAGUUGUUGAUGGCCGGGACGGUGUCGGCGCCCAGCAGUGAUUCCGGGCAGGGCGACACCGGGGAGGAGAGUACGUGGACCAGUGUGUCGGGCGGGAGUCGGGAGGGCCUGCGGGACAUCCACCAGCAUCAUCUGCUCCCGGGGACGGAUGUGCAGGAUUUGAAAUACGAUCUCUAUGCUUUCUGUAGCCAUAGCGGAUUAUUAGCCACCGGGCACUACGUGGCCUACUGUCGGAAUCCCAACGGGAAGUGGUACCUCUUCAACGACAGCAGCUGCAAGGAAGUGCCGGUGGAGCAGCUGGAUACGUCGACGGCGUACAUGCUGUUCUACGAGCGUCGCGGUCUCGACUACGCCGCGUACGUGCCGCGCGAAGCCGAAAAAGACGACAGCCUGUUCAGCAACGGCAGCGCGACGGGCCUGGACCAGCUGGACGGGCCCGACACCCCCGCCCCCCGGGGCGGCGGUCACCUGCCCUCCGCCACCCCCGGGAAACCCGACACCGGCAGUGUCACCUCGCACUCCACCCUGUCCGAGGCGGAGGACAAAAAAUCCUGCAGCAUUCAGUAGAAUUAUUCCACGCACUCCGCGGGCGGUCGCCGCCACCGCAGCUAUUUGUGCCAAAAUGGGAAAAAUCAUUCGGACAUUUAUUUAUGGAUUUUUGUGGACAGACAAUUUAUGGACGCGGCACAGUUUUAUACAGGAUGGUUUGGUGUUUGUAUUGUGUGUUUUUGUGGAGAGUUUUCUGGACCAUAAUUAUAUAAAAGUGCUUUAUAUGUGGCGCAACACGGGGCGUGAACGGGGGAGAUUUUAUGUUGGGUUUGUGAUCGGUGAUUGAUUUUUUUUUGUUUAUUUUCUUCUCUCUUUUUUGAUUUGAUUCGUCGUGCUUCUCAGUUGAUUUGACACAUGUUGGCCGGCCUGUGAUGCGUGAUUCCUGUUUUCAAACACAACACACAAAGCUUGUAUCCAUUUUUGUUAUUAUGAUUAUUAAAAGUAACACA
Molecule: messenger RNA, 5234 nt
Organism: Paramacrobiotus metropolitanus
Lineage: Eukaryota; Metazoa; Tardigrada; Eutardigrada; Parachela; Macrobiotidae
Product: ubiquitin carboxyl-terminal hydrolase 32-like
Exons: 15
Coding region: 304-4803 (1499 amino acids)
Biological process (GO): protein deubiquitination
Cellular component (GO): Golgi apparatus
Molecular function (GO): cysteine-type deubiquitinase activity; calcium ion binding
Source: RefSeq, a predicted model, not a curated record